Capsella rubella is the source of this 1399-nucleotide messenger RNA. Its product is annotated as F-box protein PP2-A13. The transcript is spliced from 3 exons. Gene Ontology annotation, molecular function: protein binding. Bases 286 to 1158 code for a protein of 290 amino acids. NCBI's taxonomy places the organism in Eukaryota, Viridiplantae, Streptophyta, Magnoliopsida, Brassicales, Brassicaceae. The record is from RefSeq and is a predicted model, not a curated record.
GCUCAGGAGAAUUGACCUUUUCAGUAGAGUGAAAACAAAAAAAAAUGGUCUAUUUAAAGUUGCUUUCGUAUUUUGUGUUCUCCGUAUGUUCAAAACCGUAGAAGAAGAAGAAGAAGAAGAAGAAAAUAACCAAAACAAAUAUAAAGCUUCCUUUUUUUUUUUUUUGUAUUUGAGUUUUCUUAGAUCAAUUGGUUAAACCCUGUCAUAUCAAUUAGUUCUCGAUUCUCCGCGGCCAUGCAACUUUAGAGGUUUUUCUUUCUUUUUUUCGUUUAUUUGGGAGUGAUUAUGGGCGCGAAUAUAUCAGGUGGGUUGCCGGGGUUUGACCGGAACGGUGACGUUUACUCGAGGAAACCCAGAUUGGUGGAUUUACCGGAGAAUUGUGUUGCGUUGAUUAUGACGCGGCUUGAUCCGCCGGAGAUUUGCAGGCUUGCUCGUCUCAGCAGGCUGUUCCGUCGCGCUUCGUCAGCUGAUUUCAUAUGGGAGUCAAAGUUGCCUCCGAAUUAUCGGGUUAUUGCACAGAAGGUGUUUGAUGAAAUUACUCUGAGGAAAUUAAUAAAGAAAGAUAUUUAUGCCAAGCUUAGCCGGCCUAAUCUCUUCGACGGUGGCACAAAGGAACUGUGGAUAGAUAAGAACACUGGUCGUCUUUGUUUAUCCAUUUCUUCAAAGGCACUAAGGAUUACUGGAAUUGAUGAUCGCAGAUACUGGAGUCACAUCCCAACAGAUGAAUCCAGGUUCCAUUCAGUUGCAUAUGUUCAACAGAUAUGGUGGUUUGAAGUAGGAGGAGAGUUUGAGAUCCAGUUUCCAUCUGGAACAUAUAGUCUCUUCUUCCGUAUUCAGCUCGGUAAAACAUCAAAGAGGCUUGGAAGGAGAAUCUGCAACUCAGAACACAUUCAUGGAUGGGACUUAAAACCUGUGAGGUUCCAGCUCGCGACUUCAGACAACCAACAAGCUGUUUCACAGUGCUAUCUGAACAACAACCCUGGGAACUGGAGUCACUAUCACGUCGGAGAAUUUAAAGUGACGAACCCAAAUAUAUCUACAGGAAUCAAGUUCUCAAUGACUCAAAUCGAUUGCACUCACACGAAAGGUGGGCUAUGCAUAGACUCUGUUCUUAUACUACCUAAAGAAUGUGUAAAAGAAUUCAUUGGAUCAGAAUAGUUUUGUAGAUAUAGAUUGAGAUUGUUGUAAAGGGUGAAAGAAUCUUUUUCAGUGAAACACAUUCACUAUACUGGUUUUUUCUUAAUCUGGGAGUGCAUUCUCAAUACCAGAUCUGGAACUUGUGUACACAUGGUUGGGCUGUCUCUAGUUUUGUCUGUAGUUACAAGGUGAUCGUGAAUCGUGAUUGUCAGUACAUUUUUUCUCCAUUUAGAUAAUAGAGAUUAUAACACUUCUUAUUUUU